Molecule: messenger RNA, 1674 nt
Organism: Callorhinchus milii (elephant shark)
Lineage: Eukaryota; Metazoa; Chordata; Chondrichthyes; Chimaeriformes; Callorhinchidae
Gene: flcn
Product: folliculin
Biological process (GO): positive regulation of TORC1 signaling; positive regulation of transforming growth factor beta receptor signaling pathway; positive regulation of GTPase activity
Cellular component (GO): cytosol
Molecular function (GO): GTPase activator activity
Source: RefSeq, a predicted model, not a curated record
GGUUGCCGUUCAUUUGAAUGUGGACAUCCAGGAUAUGUGAGUUCCGAUCCCGAGACCUCGAUCCAUUAUAUCAGCCAUCAACACCCGACCCACCCGCAGCUGUUCACUGUGGUCCGUCAGGCCUGUGUGAGGAGCCUGAGCUGUGAGGUUUGCCCAGGAAGGGAAGGUCCCAUCUUUUUUGGGGAUGAGCAGCACGGCUUUGUGUUCAGUCACACCUUCUUCAUCAAGGACAGUCUGGCCAGGGGGUUCCAGCGCUGGUACAGCAUCAUUGUGGUCAUGAUGGACAGGAUCUACCUCAUCAACUCCUGGCCUUUCCUCUUCACCAACAUCAGGAACCUCAUCCUCCAGCUGCAAACCAAGGCUCUCCAGGUGUAUGAGAGCGAGUGCUAUGGGUGCCCUCACGCCUCUCACAGGAUGAACGCCGUCUUCACACCGGGGACUUUCCUCCAUCAGAGAAACGGAAACGCAGCUCGUUCACUGGCAUCACUCACACAGGCCACAAGUCUGUGGGCAUCACUGCACGGCAGCUUCAGCUGGCUGUUGAAGGCGUGUGGAAGCCGUGUCACAGAGAAACUGUUGGAGGGAGCGCCCACUGAGGACACGUUAGUGCAGAUGGAAAAACUUGCAGAGCAGGAAGAGGAGGAGAGGCAGAGCUGGGGUGUGGGGGCGAGUGUACAUGGCUCCCUGAGUGUGAGUUCACAUCCCCCACAUGCACCUUGGGCAACAAGCACCAGCCCCCAACAGGGGUUCACCUCCCUGAGGCACAUGCGGCAGGUGCUGGGUGUGAGCCAGUUCCGAGUUCUGGCCUGGAAUGUGCUGAUGGGAAACCAAGUGAUCUGGAGAGGAGACAACAUGGCCAUCGUACACACUGGCAUCCGUGUGCUCUCAACUAUGCUACCCGUUGGGUGUGUGCGUAUAAUAGCAUACAGUGACUGCUAUGAAGAAACUUAUCGUUGUAAUUUUCUGGGUAUUAAAUCAACGGUAAAACUCCCAGCUCACAUCCUGUCCUCAGAGUUCUGUGUGUUAGUUGAUGCCAGGCCAUCAGACCGCUCUGGGCUGAUCUCAGUCAGUAAAUACCAAUUUACGGUGACCAGUGCCACAACAGUUAACACAGACAGAGGACCAACUAUAUUGACGAAGCUCGAGGCUGCUUUACAGAACGAGAGUCUGUCACUGGACGUCGUCAGUCAGUGUCUGAUCUGCCUGAAGGAGGAGUGGAUGAAAAAGGUUAAAGUUCUCUUCAAGUUCAGCAAGGUUGACAGGCGAGGGAAGGAGCACUCGCACACAUUACUGGCCGUGUUGGGAGCCACAGACGAGGACAACAUCAAACUGCUCAAGUUCUGGAUGACAGGACUGAGCAAAACCUACAAAUCCCACCUCAUGUCAACUGUCAGGGGGGCAGCCAUCAGCCCAACCCCCCAGCCCAGGAACUAAAGAGAUCAUAACCCUCUCUCUCCCUUCCUCUCUCCCUGUCUCCCCCAACCCCCCACUCACUCUCGCCCUCUCUCUCCCCUGUUCUCUCACCUCUCUCUCUCCCUCUUUUGCCCAUAUCUUUCCCCUUGUCCCCCCCUCUCUCUCACUCUCUCGCGCCCCAUCAUCACAUCCCCAGCAUUGAUUUACACUCCCAAAAGACAGAAAGACAGAGAGAAACUGAGAAAAUUUCCCAUAUCCCAC